Messenger RNA from Aspergillus mulundensis, 426 nucleotides. Its product is annotated as chitin binding peritrophin-A domain-containing protein. Gene Ontology annotation, molecular function: chitin binding. NCBI's taxonomy places the organism in Eukaryota, Fungi, Ascomycota, Eurotiomycetes, Eurotiales, Aspergillaceae. Gene Ontology annotation, cellular component: extracellular region. The record is from RefSeq and is a predicted model, not a curated record. The transcript has a single exon. Bases 1 to 426 code for a protein of 141 amino acids.
AUGCAGCUCCCCAUCAACACACUCACCCUCCUCGCCGCCUCGCUGCUCAUCGCAACGAGCACCGCAGCCCCCACCGACCCAACCUGCCACGUCGGCGCCACCUGGCCCGACCAUCACGACUGCCACCGCUUCUACGAGUGCGCGGCCGGCGGUACCCCUGUGCGAAAGACCUGCGGACCGCACACAGCCUAUAGCGCUGAGCUUGGCGUCUGUGAUUAUGAGUGGAGGGUUUCGACUUGUCGGCGUGGAUAUGGGAAGAAGAAGCAUGGUGCUGAGGGGGGGAUGAGGGAGGGCGAGAAGAAGGAGGGGGAGAAGAAGGAGUAUCGUGUUGAGGGGGUCGAGAUGAAAGAGGGCGAGGAGAAGGAGGAUGAGAGGAAGGGUGAGAAGAAGGAGGAUGUGAAGAAGAAGGAGCGCUACCGGGAAUAA